AUGCCGUCAAAGAUUUUAACCAUUUUGUGCUUUGUGUUCUUGUGUGUCGUCUGCGUGUUGGGCUUCCUACCCAACAGGUUCAGUCUUCUGUCGUCUGACUUCACACACCAGGACAUCACAGAGGCCGCCAUCUUGAGAGCUGUGGCGGAGAUGUUCGAGGAGGCGCCUUUGUGGAGGAAGUCUUCAGGGCCUGGAACACUCAUUACCAUGAAAGAGAUAACAACCAAGGCUUUGUUCGAUGCGUACAAGGGUGGAACUGUGUCUGAGAAACGGUUCCAGGAGGCCAUCGAUGACAUCGUGAAGGCCAACAACAGAGUGGACCAGGACCACUACUCUGAGGCUGCCUGGCACGUCAACGGGGAGGCCAUCAAAGAAGCAAAUGACAAAAUCACAUCACUACGGGCAACGGCAAUCUUCAUCCUGAAUCAAACCAUGCCGGACUACAGGGCUGCUCGAGGUCUGAUUGGUCAGUUUCUUCACAUUGUCCAGAUGUUCUACAGCAACACCAACUGGCCGGAACUCAGUGGAAGCGCGGUCUAUGACUCUCUAGGUAUUCCCGGCAAACAGUUGAUGGCAGUAGCACCCUCCUCCAUAGACACAUGCAAGUCGUGUAGGGUAUCUCCCGGAAUCAAUUGCAGUGACAACAUGAUAGAUCUGGGGUCACUCUUGACCAGCGGCUACAGAAGUGGACAAGACCGGAUCAAACCAUUCAAAGAUCCACGGACGCACCAAACUGGCAAAUGUAGUCACGGCGGCCCCCAUGACACGUACAGCACGACGUCUGCUGCAACUGGCGGCAUCAACAAGGACAGCAGCGACCCCAACACGUCUCCCCACUACUACCUCCACCACCAGGCUGCAGAGGGCGCUAUACGACAUACAAAGUUCUUUUUGGAUGAUCCGGUGUAUGGAUUACGCCAUCUGGUGGGAGAUGAUAAGUUCCAAAAACUCCUUCUAAUCAAGGCGGAUAACUCCAUAGUUUUUGUGAUAGACUCUUCCGGAUUUUCGAAGAAAGAUAUGACUACUCUCAAAGCAGCUGCAGCUGUAAUUAUGGAGGAAGCAUCGUCACAAAUCACCAACGAUCAGACAGAAUACAUCAUUAUGGCAGAUGGAGAGCCAGGAAGUGUACAGAGCGUGUACAGAUCCAGAAACUCUGUGGAAGCUCGGCACUACAUGGAUGCUCUCCCCGUGAAUGAAGGCACAGCAUGUCAGCAGUUCAGCCUUCACAAUGUAGAAGCAGCUGCCAACUUGGCCUACCCGGGUUCUAAGAUCUACGUGUUGACAAACGCUCCACCAGCAGACACGGACAGAGCAAAUGACAUCAUCAGGAUAGUGACAGAGAAGAGGAUUUCGCUGGAGUUCUACCUCACUGGAUACUGUGAGCGUAGGACAGGAAGGGAGAUGCGUCACGGAGAAACCAGACGUCGGCGUUCAGCUGGUAUGGACCUGUAUUCAGGUCUAGCCACAGCCUCCGGGGGGUCAACAUAUGUAACAGACAAAGGUGGAGUCGCAAAAAUGGCAGAUAUCAUUAAGGAAUCUGCAACAACAUCCGGCACGACAAUUCUGAAGAUGGCUGUGGAUGCAGCUGUGAAAAAGACGAUUGAUGUCCCGAUUGAUAACACUAUCCGAGAGUUGACUAUCAAGAUCAUAUCAAAUGCUGGCACCACGGGUGAACCCGUCAACACCCUGUCUGACCCACACAAAACAUCUGUCGCCAUGACAACCUCAGGCAACGUCACCCUGAAGGAUCUUGGCGGAGGAUCCCCCCUGCCCGGAUUAUGGCAUCUGACGAAGAAGGACAGUUACCAUUGGGACCUGGAGGUGACCGCCCAGAGCACCAUCGACUUCAGCACCAAGUUUGUACAGACAAACCCCUUGAACGGAUUCCAGUAUGAGAUUACAGGAAGACCUAUUGCAGGUGACAAGGCUACUGUUAUUAUAACCGUACCGUCGAUAGACAAGAUAGGGGGAAUAGCCAAGGUUAUUCUCACAGACAGUAAAGGUGCAGAACUAGAGUCAUCUUCCUUGACUCAGGGUAGAGGUCGGGCUUCAUCUAUAUUCAAAGGAACAUUCACCCUUCCAACAAAGGCGUUCCAAGUGACUAUUCGAGGUACUGACGAGCCGGGCAAUAUGCUACAGCGUCUGGAACCAACCAAGAUAACGCCAAUAGCUGUUAAGCUGAAGAUAGGAACACUUACAGGGUCUCUGUACAUCAACGAAGAUCUGAAGAUCCCCUACACGGUGACCAAUACCGGGGACAGCAAGACCACCAUAGCUGUUGACAUCACAGACGAUCAGGGCUUUGCUGUCAGCCCAUUAAAGAAGUCGUUUACACUGGAAGGAAACAGCAGCGCCACUGGUAGUUUCACGUUGCAUGCUGGGAGCACAGUUGGAGUAACCACCACAGUGACAGUAUCGGCACAGCCAUCGGGGGUAUCAGGCCACAGUCCUCAGUUUGAUACCCGCAGGAUCACUGUGGAGGAACACAUCGUCAGGAAAGUGGACAACACGACCCCUGAGUGUAACGUCACCUCCAUGACCGGAAGUUGCAGUGUGGCUCAGAUGGAUCCGUGUAGUUGUCACAUUCACACGUGGUCAGGGACGGCGGUGUUCGGGGAUGUGGGUUUCGGGUUGUUCCAGAUAUCGUCCGGGACGUCGGGCAGCUUCACGUACGACAACUUCACCAUGGGACAUACCAUUGACAAGGGGGGUCAAGACGGCCAGAAUAGGGUAGGGAAUAAUUGA
This is a messenger RNA of Haliotis rubra (blacklip abalone), 2745 nucleotides long. RefSeq names its product von Willebrand factor A domain-containing protein 7-like. Bases 1 to 2745 code for a protein of 914 amino acids. NCBI's taxonomy places the organism in Eukaryota, Metazoa, Mollusca, Gastropoda, Lepetellida, Haliotidae. The record is from RefSeq and is a predicted model, not a curated record. The transcript is spliced from 18 exons.